AUGCUGAACCCCCUUCACCUGCAGAUGAGUUUAGAAAACUCACUGAGUUCUGAUGCUGCUGUCACUUUCUCCAUCCUUGUGAUGAACAACUGGUACAAUUUCAGCCUCAUGCUGUGCCAGGAGGAGUGGAACAUCACAGAUUUUCUCUUCCUCACACAACAGAGCUCCAGGUUCCACCUGGGGUCCAUCAUAAACAUCACAGCAAACCUCACUUCAACCAGUGACCUUCUGAACUACUUGCAGUUUUACCUGGAGAGCAUCAAAGACACGACGUCGACCAUGGUGAUGUUUGGAUGUGACAUGGAGAAAACACGGAGGAUUUUUGAGAUAACCACGCAGUUUGGUGUGAUGCCUCCAGAGAUGCACUGGAUUAUUGGGGAUUCACAGAACGUGGAAGAGCUGAGGACAGAAGGUUUGCCCCUCGGUCUCAUUGCUCACGGCAAGACGACUCAGUCGGUCUUCGAGCAUUACGUGCAGGAUGCCAUGGAGCUGGUAGCCAGGGCUGUGGCAGCAGCCACCAUGAUCCAGCCUGAGCUGGCUCUCAUUCCAAGUACAAUGAACUGCAUGGACAUGGAUGAAAGGAAUAUCACUUCAGGCCAGUAUUUGUCAAGGUUUUUAGCCAACACAACUUUUGAAGGUCUCAGUGGCCACAUUAAGGUGAAGGGCUCAUCCAUUGUCAGCUCAGAAAAUAAAUUCUUCAUCUGGAAUCUGCAGCAUGACCCUGUGGGGAACCCCAUGUGGACACGCCUGGGGAGCUGGCAAGAGGGGAAGAUCAUCAUGGACUAUGGGAUAUGGCCAGAACAGGCACAGAGACAUAAAAGUCACAUGCAACACCCCACCCGGCUGCACCUGAGGGUGGUGACUCUAAUUGAGCAUCCUUUUGUCUUCACAAGGGAUGUAGAUGAUGAAGGUCUUUGUCCAGCAGGGCAGCUGUGCCUGGACCCACUGACCAAUGAUUCAGGUGUGCUGGACAAUCUGUUUGAAACCCUCCAAGGAGGCAAUGACACUGUUCCCAUUGAGCUGAAGAAGUGCUGCUACGGCUACUGCAUUGAUCUGCUGGAGAAGCUGGCUGAAGAUAUGAAUUUUGAUUUUGACUUGUACAUUGUUGGGGAUGGAAAAUAUGGCGCCUGGAAGAAUGGCCACUGGACAGGGCUGGUGGGAGAUCUUCUUGCUGGUACAGCUCACAUGGCAGUGACAUCAUUCAGCAUCAACACUGCCCGAAGCCAAGUGAUUGAUUUCACCAGCCCUUUCUUUUCAACCAGCUUGGGGAUCCUGGUGAGGACCAAAGACACUGCAGCUCCUAUUGGAGCCUUUAUGUGGCCACUUCACUGGACUAUGUGGCUGGGGAUAUUUGUUGCACUUCACAUCACAGCUAUAUUCCUCACCUUGUAUGAAUGGAAAAGUCCUUUUGGAAUGACCCCUAAGGGAAGGAAUAGGAACAAAGUCUUUUCCUUCUCCUCUGCCCUUAAUGUCUGCUACGCAAUUCUAUUUGGAAGAACAGCUGCCAUCAAACCCCCAAAGUGCUGGACUGGAAGGUUUUUAAUGAAUCUCUGGGCUAUUUUCUGCUUGUUUUGUCUGUCAACGUACACAGCCAACCUUGCUGCUGUCAUGGUGGGAGAGAAGAUCUAUGAAGAACUUUCUGGAAUACAUGACCCAAAGCUCCACCACCCAUCCCAAGGGUUCCGGUUCGGCACAGUGCGGGAGAGCAGCGCUGAGGACUACGUGAGGCAGAGCUUCCCCGAGAUGCAUGAGUACAUGCGGCGCUACAACGUCCCUGCCACCACCGAUGGGGUAGCCUACCUGAAGCAUGAACCAGAGAAACUUGAUGCCUUCAUCAUGGAUAAAGCACUCUUAGAUUAUGAAGUGUCAAUAGAUGCUGACUGCAAGCUCUUAACUGUGGGAAAACCCUUUGCCAUUGAAGGAUAUGGCAUUGGCCUUCCCCCCAACUCUCCGCUCACUUCAAACAUCUCUGACUUGAUCAGCCAGUACAAAUCCCAUGGUUUCAUGGAUGUUCUGCACGACAAGUGGUACAAGGUUGUUCCCUGUGGGAAAAGAAGCUUUGCCGUCACAGAGACACUGCAGAUGGGGAUAAAGCAUUUCUCAGGGCUCUUUGUGAUGUUGUGUGUUGGCUUUGGUUUGUCCAUUCUCACCACCAUUGGGGAACACAUCAUAUACAGACUGGUCCUGCCACAAAUCAAGAACAAAUCCAAGAUGAAGUACUGUCUCCAUACCAGUCAGAGAUUACAUCGUGCUCUGAACAGUUCAUUUAUUGAGGAAAAAUGUCAGCCUAAGAAGAAACAAGUAGAAAAGAGGGCCCAUGUGUGGAACAGCCAGCAUGCGGUGUGGAACACAGCCAACCUGGGCAACUGCCACCAAAAAAAAUACAUCUCCACCAAUGAGGGGCAAAAUGAGGUGACAAUCCAUAAGCACCAGGACAUCCCCCUGCCACAGGGGAGGAGAGAGACUCUGCUUUCCUUAACCACCAAUGGGAAAACAGAGUCCAUCAACACUGCAGAGACCUCAGUAGUGCAAGAGCUGACAGAGCUGGAGAAGCAGAUCGAAAUCAUCAAGCAGGAGCUGCAACUUGCCAUUGUCAGGAAAUCAGAGCUGGAAGAGUAUGCAAGGACAAACAGAACUGCAGAGUCCUAGACCAGCAUACCUGGGCCCUUCCCAUUUUCUUCCUUUCUCCCCUUCCUCUGUAAAAUUUGUAACACACUUUUGUAAUGCCGGAAAGGGGUGCAAAAAUAGAGCAGGCAAUAAGCUCUUUAAGCUCUUCAGGAAAACAGAAUUGCAGCAGCCCACUGCCACCCUCCUGAAUCCCCUUUCUUUCACAAAAUUUUUCUUACUCUCCUGGAAAGCAGCAGCCAUUCCCAAAGGACUAGAAAGACAAGGAGCAUCCCAAUGGGAGUUCCUCAUUUCUCCACCUGACAGUACAGUCAGGUUUCACAUUUUUAGCCCUUUCUGUGCAUUGAUU
Molecule: messenger RNA, 2974 nt
Organism: Hirundo rustica (Barn swallow)
Lineage: Eukaryota; Metazoa; Chordata; Aves; Passeriformes; Hirundinidae
Gene: GRIN3A
Product: glutamate ionotropic receptor NMDA type subunit 3A
Exons: 9
Coding region: 1-2649 (882 amino acids)
Biological process (GO): synaptic transmission, glutamatergic; modulation of chemical synaptic transmission; monoatomic ion transport
Cellular component (GO): postsynaptic membrane; plasma membrane
Molecular function (GO): transmitter-gated monoatomic ion channel activity involved in regulation of postsynaptic membrane potential; NMDA glutamate receptor activity
Source: RefSeq, a predicted model, not a curated record